This is a messenger RNA of Sabethes cyaneus, 1877 nucleotides long. It is a transcript of the gene GPHR, whose product is annotated as Golgi pH regulator. The record is from RefSeq and is a predicted model, not a curated record. Gene Ontology annotation, molecular function: voltage-gated monoatomic anion channel activity. NCBI's taxonomy places the organism in Eukaryota, Metazoa, Arthropoda, Insecta, Diptera, Culicidae. Bases 136 to 1488 code for a protein of 450 amino acids. Gene Ontology annotation, cellular component: Golgi cisterna membrane. Gene Ontology annotation, biological process: intracellular pH reduction. The transcript has 6 exons.
UAUCGCGUAUCGUCGGAGCAUUAUUAUCUUCAUUCAGAAGGUGUUGCAAAGUUUUAAUAAAGUUUACGGAUAAUUUUAUCUCAUUUACAAAUAAUGCUUUCGUGGCACCAAGGUUUUAGCACAGACUAACAAAUCAUGGGGUUUCUUGAGGACACAAUCAUCAUUCUGGUGUCACAGAUCGUGUUUUUCAUCGGAGGAUGGAUUUUCUUCGUCAAGCAAUUGUUUCGAAAUUACGAGAUCCGACAUGUGUUCGUGCAGUUGGUUUUUUCCACCACAUUUGCUCUAUCGCUGACUAUGUUCGAAUUGAUCAUAUUCGAGAUUAUCGGAUUUCUGGAUUCUAGCUCCCGAUACUUUCACUGGCGGCUAGGAUUGACACUGUUGCUAUUCAUGGUAAUUGCACUGAUACCUUAUCACAUAGUGUAUUCCUGUAUAAACAAUAUUCGGAUUGUGCCUCAGAAAUGGGUUCAACCUCUAUCAACAUUGUUUUGGUUCUGCUACCUUUACAUAUUCUGGCGAAUAGGGGAUCCUUUCCCAUUGCUCAGUGUGAACAAAGGGAUUUUUUCCAUAGAACAAGCGGUUUCUAGGAUUGGUGUUGUUGGUGUUACCGUUAUGGCUGUUCUGUCCGGCUUUGGUGCAGUCAAUUAUCCAUAUACCAGUAUGUCCUAUUUCAUUAGGCCAGUGUCGCAGAGCGAUGUAACAAACAUCGAGCGACGUCUAAUGCAAACAAUGGAUAUGAUAUUAGUGAAGAAAAAAAGAAUUGCAUUGGACAAAAGGCGAGCGAAACCUAAUGCUAAACCCGGAAUAUGGGGCAUGAUUAGCAGCGUAACGCAGAGACCGCCUGGAGCGGAAAAUAUUGGACAGCUGAGAUUAGAAAUAUCGGCGCUGGAGGAACUAUCUAGGCAACUAUUUCUUGAAGCUCAUUCGCUAAAAAAUAUGCAAGAGCGCGAACGAUGGGCUGCCACUCUGCAAGGAAAAUAUUUUAACGUUUUAGGGCAUUUCUUCAGUUUGUACUGUUUGUGGAAGAUAUUUAUAUGCACCAUCAAUAUUAUCUUUGAUCGCGUUGGUAAAAAGGAUCCUGUUACACGUGGAAUCGAAAUUGCUGUUCAUUGGUGUGGUUUUGAGAUGGACAUAGCCUUUUGGAGUCAGCAUGUAUCUUUUAUGUUAGUUGGUUGUAUCGUUGUCACAUCUAUCCGUGGCCUGCUACUAACGCUAACCAAGUUCUUUUAUAAAAUAUCCUCGAGCAAAUCCUCCAAUAUUAUUGUGUUGGUGCUAGCUCAAAUUAUGGGCAUGUACUUCUGCUCAUCUGUGCUGCUGAUGCGAAUGAACAUGCCUGCCGAAUAUAGGGUGAUAAUAACUGAGGUACUCGGGGGUUUACACUUCAACUUUUACCACCGUUGGUUUGAUGUGAUUUUCCUGGUGAGCGCACUGACAACGAUAGUUAUACUCUAUCUGCUCCACAAACCGCCUAAUGUGGAUACCAGCAUGUAACAGGUACGAUUAGCAUUUUCAUAACAAAGCCUCAGUUAAUUGUAAAGCAAACAAUCAAACGGACAAAGUGAAUGGGAUCAAACCGGCGAGUGUAAGUCUAUAAUCUAGUUGAUCGACAUUUAGGAGCUAGGAUAACGAAAAAAUUCCAUAUAGUUUAACUAUCGUUGCCGUUGUUUAAUUGGCCCAACAACUAACACAACUAGUAAUCAAAAGCAAUCUCUCUUUUCCGCGCGAGUGACGUAAUGCCAAAAAAUGUUCGAAAGUUCGACUGUAUGUGUUGUUGAAUAAAAAGUAGACACAACGGAAUGUACAUAAUCCUUUUAGCACUAUUAACAAUGCUGUAUGAAUGCUAGAUCAGUAUGCUAAAUAUACGUGUAUAACUAUGCGAC